AUGUGUGAAGUAUUCCGGGUUGAACCAGAAAUGCAAUUCAAAUUGUCUUUGGAUUAUAUGGAUGAACUUCCGUAUACGAAUACGGUUAGAGAUGUUGCUCUGUUUGACACAUCGGUAAAUUCCAAAGUUCUCGAUAAAUUUUUGCAAAAGUUUCAAGUAACUCGAGUACUUUUCUCCAAAACCAGGAAACCAAACAACCCGUUGAAAGAUUCAAAGAGACUUUAUAACCUGAAUAACGUAUAUAUUCACUCAGCCCCCUGGCUCAAUGGUUCAAAACUGCUUCAAUGGAAUUGUGAAAAUUUGGUGGUUAUCGAUACCGGACUCACGGAACUUGAUUUAAUAAAUUUCGUGAACGUUUGGUUGAAUGGGAACAAUACAAGACUACAAGCAUUCAUCCAUAUGGCUGGUCGUGUCGAUCAUGUCGCAGUUGUGGAUCACUUUGAAUUGGAACCAUGGAACCCAGAAGUAUAUCAACUUGAGUAUAAAUUGCCGUAA
Caenorhabditis remanei is the source of this 495-nucleotide messenger RNA. RefSeq lists its product as uncharacterized. Lineage: Eukaryota; Metazoa; Nematoda; Chromadorea; Rhabditida; Rhabditidae. The transcript has a single exon. The record is from RefSeq and is a predicted model, not a curated record. The coding region runs from base 1 to 495 and encodes 164 amino acids.